AUGUGUCCUCCUAUCGACCGCGAUUUAUUACUUGCUCUGAAAUCAGUUGGUGAGCAGCUGGAACUUCUUAGCUGGACCCCUUGCAAAAAUCAUCAUUCGUUAUGGCAGCACAACCUUCUCAGAUCUUCUUUUCCACGAACAAGAAGAAGCUACCGGGGGGGAAGAGCUGCUGUCGUCAGAUUCGAGGCUAGAUGUGCUCUCUACUCCGUGAAUCCUUACCAGUUUGCUCGGCCCGCUACCUCUAAAGAGAAGAAGAUCCCUCCUCGCGUCUCUGUUCCCAGGCUCGGCUUACUUAAUGCCCGCUCGGUUUGCAAGAGAAAACACGACAUAGCCGAUCUAAUCAUCUCCUCAGGGCUCGACUUCCUUGCGAUUACCGAGACGUGGCUCAAUGUCACCCAUGGUGAUCACAUUUUGAAAUCGGCAUGUCCUCCUGGCUACAUGUCAUUACACGUUCCUCGUCUGGUCGCGAAGAAGAAGAAGGGUGGUGGUGUCGGUCUAGUCUUCAGGGCGUCUUUUAAUGUGAGGGCAGUCCACCUUGACAUCUCCCUGACUAGUUUUGAGCUCCUCUGCGUCCAGAUCAGUUCAUCUACCAAAACUAUCCGACUCUACGUCAUCUACCGUCCGCCAGAGCGCCCUGGUUUUCCAUCAUUUUCGACUUUUCUAUCAGAGUUUCGUACUCUACUUGAGUUUGCGGUCGACAACAACGAGGAGCCAGUUAUCGUCGGUGAUUUCAACAUUCAUGUUGACGACUCUAACUGCAACAAGGCUCGUUCCUUUAACCAGCUAGUCGAAGAGUUGGGCUGGAAUCAGCUUGUCUUGGGUCGUACUCAUAGUGCGGCUCAUACACUCGAUCUCAUUCUCACUCGCAGUGGAAGCAAAUUCGUCUCCGACGUCCAGGAGAUUCGUGGCGUCGUGGAGUCGCACGCCCCGCUGAAGACUAGUGUCGCGGUGCUUCGUGACCCUGCCCCGUGGAUAAACUCCGACAUUCUUGUUUUUCGGCACAAACUUCGAAGAGCUGAGAGAAUCUGGCGUGGUGGUGGAUACCUUCAAGGCCAUUUUGAAUCAUACAAGUGCCUUCGCUCUGAAUAUCGAAGACUUUUAUUUAAGGUGAAGGCCGACUAUCUCUGUUCUACUAUUGCCGACUGCUCUGGCGACCAGAAGAAACUAUACAAGAUUGUUGACUCAUGGCUUGGUCGUUCUAAAGAGCGAUCACUCCCGACUCAUCAGUCUUCAGCUAAGUUGGCCAACGCCUUUUCUUCCUUUUACAGCGACAAGGUAGACGCAAUCAAGGAUGAACUUAUUGGUUCUAGAGCUAGGAUUGAUCCAACCAGUGUCAUUGGCUCGGUUCACUUUUUGGACACUCGAACAGACUCUGAUCUGCUCACUGAGUUCUCCAUCGUCAGUAUCGAGGAAGUCCAUCGAGUGAUCGUUGCCUCCCCCACAAAAUCCUGCGGAUUGGAUCCUAUUCCCACUGGUAUCCUUAAGAAGGUGGCCCCACUGCUCGUUCCAGCGAUCACUUCCAUAGUCAACCUAUCUUUCCAGACCGGCGUUUUCCCUCAGAUCUUCAAGCACGGUCUCAUUACGCCUCUUCUUAAGAAGCCAGCACUCGAUAAAGAAGUUUUCUCCAAUUAUCGACCAGUAACUAAUCUCUCGUUCUUGUCUAAAGUUCUUGAGCGACUAGCAGCCCACCAGCUUGAUGCUCAUCUGGCCAGCCAUGAGAUCCUUUCACCGACUCAGUAUGCCUAUCGCCCUAAUCACUCGACCGAGACCGCGCUACUGGCACUUCAGAAUGACUUACUUCAAGCUGCUAGUCAGGGACAUGGCUGUGUCGUUCUUCUUCUCGAUCUGACCGCCGCUUUUGACACGAUCGAUCAUGAAAUUCUUCUUGAUCGAAUCUCUUCCCACUGUGGCAUUGAUGGAAAGCCUCUUGCCUGGAUCGCUUCAUAUCUAAGAAACCGGACUCAAUCGGUGAUCGUGGAUGGUGUUGAAUCGGUUCCGGUUCAAGUUAAGUAUGGAGUCCCCCAAGGAUCUGUCCUUGGUCCUAAACUCUAUACCAUUUAUGUGAACUGUUUACGGCUGGUGGCUGAGCGGUACGGCAUCAGCAUCGAGCAGUACUCCGACGAUACAGCCAUCUACCUCGAGUUCGGUUUCUCACGUGACUGUCUCGACCAAUUCGACGCCCUUAGGAUCUUGUCCGAGUGCGCCGGCGACUUAAUCGACUGGUUCUCAUUCAACUGGGUCAAGUUGAAUCCCUCAAAAAGUGAGGUUCUUUACUUUGCCCCCUCCGAGCUGGCUGGAAAAUUAGCUCCAAUGCCAUUUCGUGUUGGUGACAACCUUGUCACACCUACUACAUCAGCGAAAGUUCUCGGUGUUCACCUUAGCUCUGAUCUGACGAUGGACCGUCAAAUUUCGGCCAUAUCAAGAGCCGCAAAUUUUAAUUUAUAUCGGCUCGGCAAAAUAAGAAGUCAUCUGACAACGGAAGCCACGAAGAUUCUUGUGCACUCGCUUGUCAUAUCACAUCUUGACUACGCCAACUCCUUACUGGCUGGACUUUCAAAGGAGAAAUUAAGACCUCUUCAAUCGGUGCAGGACUCAGCCGCCCGCCUAAUUCACCGAGGCGUUUUUUCUACUGAAGAGUCAAGAUUUCGACUGCACUGGCUCCCUAUCCACUACAGGAUUCUCUUUAAGGUCCUACUUCUUGUCUUCGACUGUCUGCAAGGAACUGCACCAGUCUACCUACAAGAAUGCGUUGCUCUCCACGUACCCGGCCGUGCAGGUUUACGCGCGGAGGCGAGGAGUCUUCGUGUGGUGGCCUCCACUAGAACUCGGGGGAAGAAGAACGCUCCACCAAAGCCAGCCUACCAAAAGCGGUCGUUUAUCUCUUAUGCACCGCACUACUGGAACGAACUUCCACCAGCUAUCCGGUCAACUUCUAGUCGCCAAGAUUUCAAGAAACUCCUUAAGACACACUUUUUUACCUUGUCAUACCCUUUUUUAACUGCCCGUCACUAA
Daphnia pulicaria is the source of this 3012-nucleotide messenger RNA. RefSeq lists its product as uncharacterized. The record is from RefSeq and is a predicted model, not a curated record. The coding region runs from base 1 to 3012 and encodes 1003 amino acids. The transcript has 2 exons. Gene Ontology annotation, molecular function: catalytic activity. Lineage: Eukaryota; Metazoa; Arthropoda; Branchiopoda; Diplostraca; Daphniidae.